CACAUCCUCCCUACCUCUCUUGCUCUAUUUGCUCCACUUGACCACCACUGGAUGUUUAGUUGAUCAUCGUCUAUUGACUCACAAACACUUCUCCAUCUCAUCCACCUCCGUCCCCUGAGCAUCAUGCGGGUGUUGCUGGAGAGCAGCUGGAUGCGCUUUGGACCUGCAGGCAGAGGCUCGUACGACUGGGUGACAGGACCCCCAUCAGCCCCGGAGAAACAGGGCUUUAACUGGAGUGGGUUUGACUUGGGAUGGGACCGAAAGAAGGAGCUGGUCCUCUACGUCAUCCUCCCGGUCUUCAGCGUCGUCCUGCUGACUCUCCUGGUCGGUUUAUUGUACCGCCGGUGUUCCCGCAGAAAACUGGGCCUGACCAACAUCAUCGCUCUGGACCUGCAGGACGCAGAGAGCAGCGCCGAGAUCCUGUCCUCCCUGACCAGGAACUCCAGCACCAGCUCCAUUGUGGACCACGACGGGGUCUUCGUCAUGGUCUACCUGCCUCCACCGUACGAGGAGUCGCUCAGCAAGAUCUCCCGGGCCGCCAGCAUCCGCAGCUCCAGAGACACGGAGUCCAUGAAAAUGGAAGACCUGGAGGCCAAGCUGUGUCCCGAGAUCAAGGCCAGCGGGAGAUAUGUGUAGAAAAGACAUUAUAAUAACCUCGAUAUUUUUAUAACUUUGUUGUGUCUGUGUUUGCUUUUUGUAUGUCACAUAUCACUCACUUCUGCAGCAUUUUAGCCUCUUUUAGCUUUUAGUUGUGGUUUUACAAACACAAGACAGGAAGUAAAGACAGACGUGACACAAGGGGUGGGUUUUACAAAAUAAAACAGGGAACAGAAUAUGCAAAAAGCCAUCAAACCAGAGCUGUGUGUUCCACAUGAAUUCAUCAGAUGGUCUGAAACCCAACUCCCAGAGGAUGGUUCUGUUGCUCUAUAUCUGCUGGACGUGUCCGUGCGUUGGCUUGUCUUUGGACUUUUGUUGCCCUUAUGUGUCCAAACAUCAAUAAAUGCAUUUUUA
Molecule: messenger RNA, 1011 nt
Organism: Eleginops maclovinus (Patagonian blennie)
Lineage: Eukaryota; Metazoa; Chordata; Actinopteri; Perciformes; Eleginopidae
Product: small integral membrane protein 28-like
Exons: 2
Coding region: 124-636 (170 amino acids)
Source: RefSeq, a predicted model, not a curated record